AUGCGAUGGCUGUUUCGCACGCCACCGCAUGCUCUUUUGCUAUCACGACGCGGUAGAGCUUCUGCCUAUGUGCUUGACUUCAAACGUUGUGCAAGUGGCAGCAGCUGGCCCGACCCUCAAGAUGGCGCAGAAGACAUGCCUAUCGAUCCUAAGAUGCCCGACUUAGGCUAUACUAUCAAAGAUGAUUUUGCCAAGUUCCAGGAUCACUACGACACGCCCAAGAACGCGAUUGUGCUCGCUCAUGGCUUGAUGGGCUUUGAAGAGCUACGGCUAGCUGGUAAACUUCUGCCGGGUAUUCAGUAUUGGCGCGGCAUCUCUGACGCUUAUCGUCAGAACGGCAUCGAUGUUAUCACCACAGCUGUGCCUUCAACCGGCAGUAUCGAGGAGCGCGCAAAGGUACUCCAUGAGCAGAUCAAAACAAAGGCUGCUGGCAAGGAUGUCAAUAUCGUAGCCCACAGUAUGGGAGGUCUUGACUCAAGAUAUUUAAUAAGCAAGAUUCAGCCUCAAGAAUUUCAGAUCAAGUCCUUGACCACAGUUGCGACACCUCACCGUGGCAGUUCAGCAGCGGAUAUCAUUCUUCGCGAAAUCGGUCCGGACUAUCUUCCUCGAUUGUAUGCAGUCCUUGCACGUAUGAAGAUUGGUACAGGUGCUUUCGCUCAGCUGAGUCGGCGAUACGUAUGUGAAGACUUCAACCCCAGAGUUGUCGACAACGACGCCGUACGGUAUUUCAGCUACGGUGCAAGCGCGAAACCGCACGUAUUCUCGGUGUUUCGCAUUAGCCACGACCUCAUGUAUGAGCUUGAGGGUCCCAACGAUGGACUGGUUAGUGUUUCAAGCAGCAGAUGGGGCACUGAAGGAUACAAAGGGACUUUGAUGGGUGUCACGCAUCUCGACCUGAUCAACUGGACAAAUCGUAUCAAACGCCUAGCAAGCAGGAUGGGACUUGUCAAACAGGAUUUCGAUGCCAUCGCUUUUUACCUGCACAUUGCAGACAUGCUUGCGAAAGAAGGACUAUGA
This is a messenger RNA of Lithohypha guttulata, 1017 nucleotides long. RefSeq names its product lipase 2 (gene TGL2). Bases 1 to 1017 code for a protein of 338 amino acids. NCBI's taxonomy places the organism in Eukaryota, Fungi, Ascomycota, Eurotiomycetes, Chaetothyriales, Trichomeriaceae. Gene Ontology annotation, biological process: lipid metabolic process. The record is from RefSeq and is a predicted model, not a curated record. Gene Ontology annotation, molecular function: triacylglycerol lipase activity. The transcript has 2 exons.